Molecule: messenger RNA, 1927 nt
Organism: Seminavis robusta
Lineage: Eukaryota; Bacillariophyta; Bacillariophyceae; Naviculales; Naviculaceae
Source: the annotation of a GenBank genome assembly
CGCCAUUACGCCAACGGUGUUGAACGACCGUAGAGCGCCAUUACGCCAACGGUGUUGAACAACCACCAAUAUCGCAUUCAAUCGUAUUAUUGUGUAGAGUAUCAAUCUCGCAGUCGAUUCGAUUGAUUCCAAGAAAACAUAAUAUGUUCAUAAUAACAAACUUAAAAGGAUACUAGCUCACCAGAGUUACCUCCUCCUCUGAAACCCACCCUCACCAUACCGCUACGUGUACUCCCUCUAACCUCUAGCUAGCUAGUAGACGCUACCCAUCCCAUCCCUGCAACGCUACUUUACAGUAUUUUCACUAUAGGGUUAGCGAUAUUGGCCUCAAAGCAUUGCUUAUCGUAGCUUUCUCAAGCCGGUACAAUCGAUCAUGACUCCCACCCAGAUGAUAUCUUGCGUGCUGCAUGGCAUGCUUCUGCUGCUCCCAGCUACAUCCUUCAGCAUCUCUCAGCACAGAAACAGGCACCCCCACACGGCGUUCCUUUUUGAUAGCAAGAACACGAAAGCCACUUCUCCUAGCAGCCUCGGCGUUACCGCCACUUCCAUAGAUGAUGGUACCGGCACCCUCGUACACGACUUGCAAGCCGAGUUGAACGGCGAGGAUCUUGGGCUAUGUCACGGUAUUCUACAUGCCUCGGGUGUGCGCCGUUUGGGCGACCUCAAAGGCUUAACUGAUGAAGACAUCCGUAACAUGGGAGCUGAUUCAUUCGACCGUCGCAAUAUACAGCGCGUAAUGAAGGAUCUCAAUGGCCAGUUCGGUACACAGAGUGCCGAUGGCGACAUUGGUACCCAAGAAGAUCCACAAGCCCACCCAGCAAAUAAGCUUUUAACGACUUCUGUAGACGGCGCCUUCGACAACAAUAACAAGAUUCUUCAACGGUUUGAGGCGGUGCGGGAGCAAGAGUUUUGCAUUGAGCCUAUUUGCCUGGAACACGACGUCUUCAAAGGUCGGCUCUUCACAGUGGAUCAAUGCGAGCAAAUCAACCGCAUGGCAGAAUAUCACGCUUACAGCAAACUUGGAGUCAUUGGUGGCGGUUGGACGAAUGAGAUGUACACUCUUACUGCACAACAUAUUCAAUGCAAAGAAAUCAUUGGCAUGAUCCCAACAACCAAGAACGUUUUCAGGCAACUCUUUCGAGAAUUGUACGAAUUGUUCCCCAAUAGAAUCCGUCGUGGCUCCAUUGUGUUUGAAAGUGACGGAGAGCCCCAUCUUGUCAAGUACAAUGGUAGAGUCAAGGGAACGGCACCCCACACGGACAAUUCUGAGUUCGUCUAUAUUACUGUCAAUGUGGUGCUAUCGGCAGAAGACGAAUAUACAGGUGGAGGUACCUACAUAACCGAAUUGGACCAAACCAUUCGAUUGGAGCAAGGAGAAAUGCUAAUUCAUCUGGGGGACCUGGAACACUCUGGUGCUGAAAUCACGUCUGGAGUGCGACGCAUUCUAAUUGCCUUUCUGGCUUGCGAGUGGGAGGACGAAGCUUUGAACGAGGAGAAGGUCGAAUUUUCAAGAGAAAAUAUGUGAGUCGAAUCCAUGGCAACUUUAGGCAGGUAACAACCGCCCGGAAUUGGAAGCAAAGAUUAUCUUAGGACUGUCCGGGAUAAACAGGUCUACAGCAAUGUCAGGAUUGCGCACUUGUAUCACAGACCAAUCAAGGAAAGAGAAGGAAAGGAUCCCAAGGAAAGGAGGCCAGGGAAAGCAGAAUGGGCAGAGGACGAAGACUAGCGAUAAAGAUCUACUGUAGCUAGAGGGCCUUGAUCAUCCCAGAGCUCAUGCAUCCUUAGUGCCAGGAACACCAGAACCACGCCGCAGACACGAGAGAGAGUGUGCGAGGUCAAGCAUGCACGCUGGCAUGGCACCGGCUUCUUGGCAUGGAUCUUUGGAUCUAUCUUUUGUGAAAGAUACCGGUACAAGUACCGUAACGGU